Molecule: messenger RNA, 1957 nt
Organism: Durio zibethinus
Lineage: Eukaryota; Viridiplantae; Streptophyta; Magnoliopsida; Malvales; Malvaceae
Product: large ribosomal subunit protein bL19cz-like
Biological process (GO): translation
Cellular component (GO): ribosome
Molecular function (GO): structural constituent of ribosome
Source: RefSeq, a predicted model, not a curated record
AAUCUUUCAUAAUCAUAAUCAUAAAAACGCCGUGUUCAAAACAUCCUUAAAAGGCGAAACGUCCAUUACAAAAACACAAUGUGAUUAGCCUGAUAUUGUACAUAAAAACAAUAACUUUACCUCACAAAAACAAACCCUUUAAUAAUGUAAUAUGAUAGCUAACCUUGAUUCAUACAAACAGAACUUUUUAACUGGUUCUUGCUCUGAGGAGAGAGAGAGAGAGAAUUGCUUUUUUUUAGGGGAAGACAGAGAAUAGUGUGAGGGAGAGCGAGGUUGGCGGGACACAGGCAAAGGAGACGAGAGUUUGUAUUAAAACUGGAGACAAACCAUACUUGUUUGGAGCUUCAACUGGAAACAUAUGUAUCUAACCGCCACGUAGGCGAUCAGGGUAGUGAUAGAUUAACCGUGGCUCAAAGCAAAGAGAGAAUUCGCAGAAGGCUAGGUGAUUGCCACGUUGCUAAACAGGAAGAACUAUUGAAGUACUUCAGCAAUAGGCUAAAACCGCUAAAAUAGCUUAUGUAAUAAACAUUUUAAAUGCAAAUUUUGGAUUCAUUUCUUUAUCAAUAAAAUUUGGGUUAUUUUAUUUUACUCAAAAAAGUAUUAUAUUUUUUCCUUACUUUAUCUUUUUUUUUUCUCUAAAGAAAGGGGUCAGUUUUACUUGCAUCAUUAAUCAAUAAUAAUAAAAGGUUGGAGAAAUGGGUGUAAAAAACCAAGCCGACCCGACCCGUUACAGAACCCUAUCUCAAGUGUCUCCCCAUCAAUUCUCGAAAACGGAUAAGGCACAUUGUCUACCAACUGAGGCUCCACAGUAGCGCCAUGGCCUCCCAAGUUCUUCCUCAGGCACUGCAUAUGAUCCCAAGAAACCAAGUACAGUCAUUUAAUCCAGUAAAGAAUCUUGGGUUCUCAGCAUUUCUGUCUCGUGGUCCUUCUCCGUUAACGGCUUCCAAGGUUUCAGUUUCUGGAUUUCAUUUGAAGACCCCUGUUGGGUCGAAUUUCAGAUGUUUUGCUAGAAGGGAAAUUGUUGUGAGAGCUGAGUCUAAUCCUGAAGGUGAAGCUGAAGUUGAAGCAAAUGAAAUUGAUGUUGAAGAAACCGAAACGAAAGCAGAAGCUGAAGAAGAAGUUGAAGCAGGAGAGGAAGGAGAAGAUGAGGUUGAAGAGAAACCCAAGGAGCCAAGAAAACCCCGGGUUAAGCUUGGCGAUAUUAUGGGGAUAUUGAAUAAAAGAGCAAUUGAAGCAUCAGAGAAGGAAAGGCCAAUUCCAGAUCUUAGGACUGGUGAUAUUGUAGAGAUUAAAUUGCAAGUUCCUGUAAACAGACGUAGGCUGGCUGUGUACAAAGGUAUAGUCAUAUCAAAGCAAAAUGCUGGUAUCCACACCACCAUUCGAAUUCGGAGAAUUAUUGCUGGCAUUGGAGUUGAGAUUGUAUUCCCUAUUUACUCGCCGAGCAUUAAGGAAAUUAAAGUAGUCAAACACAGGAAAGUCAGGAGGGCGAGGCUGUAUUAUCUAAGAGAAAAGCUUCCCAGGCUGUCAACUUUCAAAUGAAAGACAGUAAUGCCUUCACUCUGGUUUUUCUCCCCCAAAUUCCUAUCAGUUCCUCAAUUGCAUAGAUAUUGUAAGAUCUCCAAUUCUAUGAAUCCAUCCCCUUUCCUUUUGGUGUAAAAUUUAUUGUCAGCAUUGAUUUGAUUUUGGGAAAGACUAAAUUCAAUCCUCAGUAAUCUACUUGAUCAUUUCAAUCUGUUAUUUGUUAAUGCAAUUUUCUAGCUUUCAAACAAUGCUUCUUUAUUUAUCAGAGGAAACCAGAAUAAUCUUAAUUGCAACAUGUAAACUCCUCUCCCACUUUAUGUAUCAGCCUUUUUCUUUUGCUGAUAAAGUUUCUUUGCGAUGAAGCUUUGCCAUUUCCCGUUUUUGAAGUGCCUUAUGGCCAAAGUUAGUUUGAGAAUAAUCAAUAUAAGGGAAUUUG